Molecule: messenger RNA, 2730 nt
Organism: Menidia menidia (Atlantic silverside)
Lineage: Eukaryota; Metazoa; Chordata; Actinopteri; Atheriniformes; Atherinopsidae
Source: the annotation of a GenBank genome assembly
GGCGGGUUGCCAAGCUGUACCUCCGUUUGAUUGGUUGUGUCACUGAAGACCGAGAUAUUUGAAAGUAACAGGGUGUUUGCUUUUUUGUGUGUCGAAGAUACAUAACUGUUGGGCUCCUUUUGUAGGCUCGUCCUCUCAAUUACUCGAUAAGACACUAGUCGUUAUACAUAUUUUAAUAUCGUAAUGGAACAGGAAUCACGGGACGCCGCGUGCACUGUCAACGACAUGUCGGACUUGGUUGUGAUUGAUCUGGACUCAGCUGAUGAAGUGAAACUCGACAAAGAGAGCGGCCUCUGUGAAGAACAGGCUAAUAUUUUGGAUGUGACUCAAGAUCUUUUUCAGAAUGAGCAGGGGGCAGCCAAGGUUGACACUGAUGAUGAUGAUGACGACAGUGGUACAGAUCACUGUAGCUCUGAAAAGUCAGGCACCCACCUACAAAGAUGUGAGCGACACAGAGGAGGGAAUUCUAGCCUCCCAGACACUUUCCAAACUAGCCAGCUGCUGUUUUAUGAGCGAUUUAAGGCUUAUCAGGACUACAUGCUUGGCGACAGUAAGCCAUCAGAGGUGAAGGCUUUCACUGCAGAUUACCUGGAGAAGGUGCUGGAACCCUGUGACUGGUUGGCUUUAUGGUGUACUGACGUCUUUGAUGUUUUGGUGGAGGUGCAAGAUCUGGAUCUGAAGGAUCUGAAGGCAUGUGUAAAGUUGGUGCUGCCUCUGCAGUGUGAAACCAGAGGCUGUGAACUCACCGAGGAGGCCAUGGCUUCUCUCCUGGAGGCCACUCAGGACAAAGUCCCCCUGAAAGAGCUCCAGGUGGUCUACGAUGAGUCUGGAGACUUUGACCAGACAGCUCUUGCUCUGGAGCACCUCAGGUUUUUCUAUCAGCACAUCUGGAGGACAUGGGAUGAAGAAGAUGAGGAUGAUGACUUUGAUUACUUUGUUCGCUGUGUGGAGCCUCGUCUCAGACUCCACUACGACAUCUUGGAGGACAGAGUUCCUGCCGGCCUGGUGGCAGAGUAUAAUUCCCUACUGGGCAAGUGCUCACAAUGUUUCAGACAGUUUAGCGAGCUGCGCAGUGGUCUCAGUGCUGACUCUGACUCUGAGCUGGACAAUGUGUCUAUGGUGGAGGGCCUGAAGCUUUAUGACCAGCUGGAGACAUACAAGCGCAAAUUACACAUCAUUGAAAACCCCCUCCUAAGAUAUGUGCUGGCUUAUCAAGGAAACUGCAGGCAGCAGUGUGUGAAGAGCCGUGGGCUCAGAGCGACAGACACUGAGAUCCAGUUCCACAAGGAGCCAGUGUCUGCGGUGGACGCAUGCCAUCAGGGCGAUGUGGUGAUUGUCCUCCCAGGGGUCUACAGUGUCAGCAGCUCCAUCAUCAUCCCAGACUCUAUAACUAUUGAAGGCUUUGGGUUUCCUGAUGAAGUUGUCAUUGAGAAGAAGAAUAAAGGUGACACAUUUGUGGAGUCCACAGGAGCCGAUGUGAGGCUAUCCAACAUCAAAUUCAUCCAGCAUGAUGCCAUUGAAGGCAUUCUGUGUGUGCGCGAGGGGACCCUGAAUAUGGAGAACUGUGUGCUGCAGUGUGAGACCACCGGCGUCAUUGUGCGAACGUCUGCCCGUCUGACCAUGAACAUGUGUGAUCUAUACGGCUCCAAGGGUGCAGGUGUGGAGAUUUACCCUGGCAGUGUGUGCAGUCUGGUUGGUAAUGGAGUCCAUCACUGUAAGGACGGGAUCCUCAUCAAGGACUUUGCCAGUGAUCUUGACGGGAUGCCAUCCAUUACCAUGGAAAACAAUGUGAUCCACAACAACGAGGGCUACGGGGUGAUUCUUGUGAAACCAGGAAAUGGAGACCAACCAAGUGAAGGAGACCCACCUGUACCUACAGCUGAUCAACAGCAGGGAUCAGCAGCAGCUGUACAGACCAUCUCCACCUCAUCGUCCACUACUCCUAAGCCAGAGUUGGCGGAGAGCAACGGCUCAGAUGGCGACGCGGCCUUUGCCACAGGCAGGAAGUGGCAGUUCAGCCGACAGCAGAGCAGGAACAAAGAGGCGAGCUGCAGCCGAGCCGUCCAGGAUCUGAUGGAGCACCAGAUCUUUGUGUCUGUUCAGGGGAACCAGUUCAAACGCAACGGCCGGGGCGACUUUGGCACCUUUUUCUACUGACCCUCACCUUACUUUUAAUCUCCAUUUUUGUUUUUGUGCUGAACUAUGUGUUCUUAUCAUGUGAAUGUUGGAGGCCUUUUCUGUACAAACAUAACACAGGAAGUAUGAACUGUUCAUUAAUCCCAAGUCUUGAAUUUGCACAAGUGCUUUUAUCUAAUAUAUUUGUUAGGGCUCCUGAUGCUCCUUUUUUUUUUUUUAACAGUUUGAAUGCCUUAAAGCAUUGUCUUGUGCCACACAGUUAUGGUGAUUUGACUUCACAUCUUGCACAUUUUGUUCUUUCAUCACUUAAUUUGGGGUUGUUGUUGAAAGCAGAGCACUGUUGUAUUGUAUUAUUGAGUUGAGUUUGACUUGGUGUCUCAGAUUUGGAAUUUGUUUGGUUUUAGGGAGAGUUUCAGUGUUUUUCGGACGUGCUAUGAAAGUCCAGCGUAAAUAGAAAUUAGCGUUUCAUGAUUAGAAACAACAAAACUGACAACACAAAUUAGCUAACUUUUUUCUUCUUUUUUUGGUGUAUGUGUAAUGGAAUUGAUAGAGAUUAAAAAGUGUCUUUUCAAACCUCAGAGCGGUAAGAUGUGA